AUGCCCCCGCGGGACCUAAUCAUCAAUCUCCCCUCAACCUUGGUGAAUGUGUCAAUAAACAUGGCCAACCAGAAAUGGGACAGAUACAUGAGCGAGAUCGAACGACUAUAUAUCCACGAGAACCAAACGCUGGAAGACGUGAUGAGCUAUAUGGAAACUCAGCACUCGUGGAAGAAAAGCAAGGCAUCAUACACUAGACAACUCAACAAAUGGGGGUUUAGAAAACACUCCGAGUCCAGAGAUGAUGAAUGGAUCCUGAAACGAGUGGCCAAGCGGAAGCGAAACGGAAAGGAGAGUGAGGUCUUUAUAGAUGGAAUUCAGCUCCAUCCGAAGAAGAUCGCCAAGGCAAAAUACGGAAAGGGCUUCGUGUCAACCAUAUCGCAAUAUGCCCCUUCUCCAAAGACCCCCGAGGGUUAUCUCGUAACAACUCCGCAAACGACCGGCAUGUGCCUCUCUUGGAGCAGCUCUUUGCCCUGGCUGCGGUUCAUGAGCUUCCUUGAUCCCCCAACAGAAAAAGCACCUUCCUUGCCCUCCUCCUCUCUCUUCGUGGACUCAACGCGUUCAGGAAAUGUCACCAAAGACGCCAGUUUUGAGCUAAUGCGAUGCUUGAACUCGCUGGUACCCUGGAAUAAACACAAGCAUCUCGGGAACAUCUACAGUGGGUCACGUACAUUAGCAGCUCUGAGUAUUCUCAUGCCAGAAACGGAGCAAGGACAACUUGAUGGAUUGUCAACAAAUCUGAGUACCUUGAAAUCAGGGCUUAGAGAUCAUUUGAGUGUCGUGUUAUACCUCAUCUCAAAUAACCUAAUGCCCCCAGAUGAAGAUUUGUCCUUUGAAGAACAAAAGCAACGUGAUUCCAGAUUGAUUUUAAGUCUGCUCAAAGAUAGUGGCUGGGGUGAUCCGGAUCAUCUCAGAAUUUUGCUAUCAACCCGUGAGCCCACCGCCGAAUCUAUCGCAGAGAAAGUGUUUGAAAGUGCACUUUGGAUAGGUGACUUGGAUAUUGUUGAGAAUAUGCUCCGGUCUGGCAUGAGCGCGGAUGGGUUGAUUGAGGUAUUGACAGAAGCGGCCGACAUCUGGUUCUUGACUCCUUUGCAAUUUGCUGCUCAGGAGGGGAAUAUUCGCCUCACCAAUCUUCUGAUCAGGCACGGUGCUGACAUUGAACAUGGCCUUGCGAAUAAGGUGGGUAAAACUGCUCUGUAUUUUGCCAUUACAAGCGAAGACUUGGCGGUUGUUCGGGCGCUACUUCUGCAAGGUGCAAAAGUGACAAGAGAGUGUGCCCGUGCAGCGAUGGAAACCUGUUACUCUUAUCCGCAGGCACUUGAUCUGGUUAGGGAGAUAAUCGACAUAUACCUUGAGGAGCAUCUUGCAGCUGGACGCAAUGAUCCAGGUCUCGUUGUUCCAGCGGUGGAGUCGAAAAAUGCGUGGAUUGUUAAACAUUUCCUUGACAGAGGUGCAAAGCUGAAUGGAAGUAUCACGCCAUCAUACUACCUUGGUCAUGAAGGGCGGGAUAUCUGCUUGCUGGGCUUUGCAGUCAUGAAUAUGGAUGUUGAUAUUGUCCGACUUCUUACUGACUCUACUGUUGGCGCAAACGGACUUUGUUCCGGGCCGCAGUAUAUGUUCCCAUUAACCCUAGCAGCUAUGAAGGGCACAACUGAAAUAGCGCGAGUUCUACUUGACUCAGGCGCUGACGUCCGAGCUGCCGACAAGGGAGAAAAGACACUACUCGAGUAUGCCGCACGGAAGAGCAAUUUGAUUCUUUGCCAGAUGUUGAUCACGCAUGGGGCCAAGGUUGACAGAGAGCCAUGUGAUGCGCAAAAGUCGCCAUCAGCUCUCAUGACUGCAAUCCAGGAAGAUGAUAUGCUCAUCGUUGAGCUUUUGAUCAACUCAAACGCACGAUUGAAUGAUCGCUUCGAAGCCGCUCCAGGUAGCGUUCUUGCUGCCGCUCUCGAAGUUGGAAAUGAUGCGGUGAUCGACAAGUUGAUACAUGCCGGUGCUAGAUACGUUGGAGUUAAGAUGAAGAAAAUCGGGAAUUUGCAGACUGCCAUCCUAAUGAAAGAGAAGGGAGUAUUGGCAAAUGUCCUCUUUUCGUCCGGCCGUCAGAUUCUUGUAGCUGCUAUAUUAGCGGGACAUGAGAACUUAGCAUACUUUUUGCUCCAGAACGGCGCCCAUAAAGAGCACGACGCCCGGUAUCCCUUCUCCACCUCAGAUCCGAUAACCCCUCUAGAUGCGGCCACCAGAACAAAUAACAUAAGACUUAUACAGGCCCUUCUGGAGCAUGGUGUUGCGGUGACAGACUAUGCUCUCACAUAUGCGAUACAGAGGCAUAGUGGACUUUUAUCAAUUCUACUAAGAAGCUUUUCGGGGAGGGCCCCAACAGCGGUGGCAGCUGCGUUGAGAGAACCUUCAAUAGCCGCGUUAAAGUUACUUCGAGAGGCAAACGUGGACUUUACAGGAGCAUUUCGGCCACUUGCAGUUGGAUCGAGGCUUAACAGGUGGAGUCAAGUGUGGGAGGAUGAGGUCAAAUCCGUACUUGAAGUGGCGGUUGAUUGGGACGCCGAACGCUCUCAUUUCACAUUCCUUCUUGAGUGGGCAGCCGCGGCUGGGAUACCGUGGGAGCCAGAACUUGUGUCUCGUGCUUUGAUCAGGACAAUACUAUCGAACGAACAUGGCCGGCUGGCUGAGUUGAUGCAACUUGACUUUGAUCUAAGUUACGAUUAUUGGCUGGUUUCAGAGGAGUUUAGUUUUAAUCCUCUUCAAGCUGCCGUCAAAUCACAAUUGGUGUGGGUCGUUCGUGAGAUGCUGAUGAAAGGAGCCGAUGUCAAUUACUUGGGAUACGGUCCCAGAAGUCGUACGCCGUUACAACUCGCUGUUGAGAAUGGAAACAUGGAGAUAUUCAAUCUUCUCCUGCAUUACGGAGCAGAUGUUAAUGGUCCCGCAGCUGGGGAAGGUGGUGCGACCGCUUUACAGAUUGCGGCCAUACGUGGAUUCAUCGGCAUUGCUCAGAGACUGCUUGACCUCGGCGCGGAUGUCAAUGCAAAACCUGCAGUGAAAGACGGGCGCACGGCUUUAAUGGGUGCUGCCGAACACGGUCGAAUUGAUAUGUUGCACCUGCUGCUUGAUCGAGGAGCACUCAUUGUGGGAGAGCAUCGGUUCUAUUUUGAUGAAGCCGUGAGGCUGGCGAAAAAUAAUGGCCAUUAUGCCGCAUCAAGGCUCUUGAUUUCUUUUGAGGUCUCGCUUGUAGCAACCGGAGAUUUCGUCGAGGAUGGCGCUGAAUAUCCUGCUCAUGUCGCAGGGGUAAGUGGCCAUCCGCUGCAAAUGGCCCUUCGGAGACCUGCGUGA
Aspergillus luchuensis is the source of this 3339-nucleotide messenger RNA. RefSeq lists its product as uncharacterized. Lineage: Eukaryota; Fungi; Ascomycota; Eurotiomycetes; Eurotiales; Aspergillaceae. The transcript has 4 exons. The coding region runs from base 1 to 3339 and encodes 1112 amino acids. Gene Ontology annotation, molecular function: protein binding. The record is from RefSeq and is a predicted model, not a curated record.